Messenger RNA from Daktulosphaira vitifoliae (grape phylloxera), 1193 nucleotides. RefSeq lists its product as uncharacterized. The record is from RefSeq and is a predicted model, not a curated record. Lineage: Eukaryota; Metazoa; Arthropoda; Insecta; Hemiptera; Phylloxeridae. The transcript has 2 exons. The coding region runs from base 49 to 1098 and encodes 349 amino acids.
AGAGUAAAAUUAAAACACAGUGAAGUAUUUAGAAUAUUGGAAUUAGCAAUGAAAAAUGAUUCUCGAUGGGACUUCCAUCCCAAAAAAUUGUUAUACUACGAUAUAAUGAUGGGGCAGCAAAAAUUUGAUGAACGAAAUCUCUUGUCUUGUGCACAAUAUAGAAAAAUACCAGAAGUAAAAGAUUGUCGCGUCGUUAAUGUUAUAGACUAUUUUAAAUUUGCACAACUUCAAUAUAAGUGUCCCGAUGAUUCUUAUUUGACACUUUUUGACGUGUUUCGUUACAUGAAAUACAAUUUUAAUACAAAACAAUUACAAGGAUAUCAACAGCUAGUGCUGGCUUCAACUAUUCGGCCUAUUUUAUUAGUUGUCCGUAUGUAUAUAUCAUUUUUAAAAACAUUUGAUGAUUUUUACAAAUCUUCAUGGUAUAAUAAAAAUAAAAAUAAUCUAGAUCAAAUCCGUAUUAGCCUCACAGAAAUUGGUACAGCAAUAAUUAAACAAAUUGAAUAUUUCAAUAAACAAUUUAUAAUUCAAAAACUACCGAAAACUUAUUUAAAUAAUAUUUGUAAUGAUAUUCGUAAUAUUGUUGGUAAAGAUAUAUCUCAGUCUUAUCAUACAUUAGACUACAUAAUGUUAUCUACCAAUACCUUUUUUUCUAAUAAUAAAUUAAAUAGUUAUUGUGGUAUAAUAAUGGAUUAUAAAAUUACUCAUUUUAAUAAUAUUGUUCAACUCUAUAACAUAUUUUCCCAACGUGUUAAUGAAAUGUCAACAUACUUAAUCGAACUGGACAAAUACAAAGAAUCUCUUCAUGCAGUGAAUAAAACACGAAACAUAUCUUCCUUUUAUUUUUUAAAGAGCAGUUAUGAAAUUUUCAAACCCUAUUUAACUAUGUUAAAUCGGUUAUGCAGCCCGAAUAUAUACAAUGAAAUAUAUAACAUGGAGACUACUGAAUCUAUUAAUGAUGAAACAUCUAGAAUUAAUACGGUAAAUCAAGAUACUGUCGAUAACGAAAAACAAACAGAUAUCCAAAAUAAUGAAGACUUAUCAGAACUUAAUAUUUCAAUGCCAAAAUAUAUGAUCGAUUACAUUCUAUUUAUAUAAUAUUCAUAAUAUUAUGUAAGUGGUUGUAAUUUUGUUGAUAUUAUUUUAUUAAUCAAUUAUACAUAUAUAUAUAUAUGUGUGUGUGUGUUAUUAUA